This is a messenger RNA of Lynx canadensis (Canada lynx), 6860 nucleotides long. RefSeq names its product WD repeat domain 26 (gene WDR26). Gene Ontology annotation, cellular component: GID complex. NCBI's taxonomy places the organism in Eukaryota, Metazoa, Chordata, Mammalia, Carnivora, Felidae. The transcript has 14 exons. The record is from RefSeq and is a predicted model, not a curated record. Gene Ontology annotation, molecular function: protein binding. Bases 395 to 2350 code for a protein of 651 amino acids. Gene Ontology annotation, biological process: proteasome-mediated ubiquitin-dependent protein catabolic process.
GGCCCCGACCCCCCCCCCCCGCCCCCGGCCCCCUCGCCCCGACCCUCCCCCGGCCCCCGCCUCGCCCCGCCGGCUUCCCACCACGGCCUCUCUCGGCGAGGAAACUCUGGCCUCCGCUUCCUCCUCCUCCGACUCGGACGCCGGCGGAGCCUCCCCGCCCCCGCGGAAGAAACCCCGAGCCUCGGCGGCGGAGGGAGCAGGAGAGCCCGGGGCUUCGGCAGGCAGAGCAGGCCUCUCCCCUCCGUCCUCGUCGUCCUCGUCCUCGUCCUCGUCGUCGUCGUCCUCCUCCUCCUCCUCCUCCUCCGUGGUGGUGGUGGUGGGCCUGCCCCCGGCCGCGGCCCCCGCCGCCGCCCCCCACCGAAGUAGCGGCCACAGCCUGGUCAGCGGCGGCAUCAUGCAGGCCAACGGGGCAGGAGGAGGAGGAGGCGGCGGCGGCGGCGGCGGAGGGGGCGGCGGGGGCCAGGGACAGACCCAGGAGCUGGCCUGCCUGUCGGCCCAGAACGGGGAGUCGUCCCCGUCGUCGUCGUCGUCCGCGGGGGACCUGGCCCACGCCAACGGGCUGCUGCCUUCCGCCCCCUCCGCCGCCAGCAACAAUAGCAACAGCCUCAACGUCAAUAACGGGGUCCCCGGCGGGGCGGCCGCCGCCACCGCCGCCGCCUCGGCCGCCGCCGCGUCCUCGGCCACCCCGGAGCUGGGCAGCAGCCUCAAGAAGAAGAAGCGGCUCUCGCAGUCGGACGAGGAUGUCAUUCGGCUAAUAGGACAGCACCUGAACGGCCUGGGGCUCAACCAGACUGUUGAUCUCCUCAUGCAAGAGUCAGGAUGUCGUUUAGAACAUCCUUCUGCCACCAAAUUCCGAAAUCAUGUCAUGGAAGGAGACUGGGAUAAGGCAGAAAAUGACCUGAAUGAACUAAAGCCCUUAGUGCAUUCUCCUCAUGCUAUUGUGGUAAGAGGCGCACUUGAAAUCUCUCAAACGUUGUUGGGAAUAAUUGUGAGGAUGAAGUUUUUGCUGCUGCAGCAGAAGUACCUGGAGUACCUGGAGGACGGCAAGGUCCUGGAGGCACUUCAAGUUCUGCGCUGCGAGUUGACGCCACUGAAAUACAACACGGAGCGCAUCCAUGUUCUCAGCGGCUAUCUGAUGUGCAGCCAUGCGGAAGACCUCCGGGCAAAAGCAGAAUGGGAGGGCAAAGGAACGGCUUCCCGAUCCAAACUGUUGGACAAACUUCAGACCUACUUACCGCCAUCGGUGAUGCUUCCCCCUCGGCGUUUACAGACUCUCCUGCGGCAGGCGGUGGAGCUACAAAGGGAUCGGUGCCUAUAUCACAAUACCAAACUUGAUAAUAACCUAGAUUCUGUGUCUCUGCUCAUAGAUCAUGUUUGCAGUAGGAGACAGUUCCCGUGUUACACUCAGCAGAUCCUUACGGAGCAUUGUAAUGAAGUGUGGUUCUGUAAAUUCUCGAACGAUGGCACUAAACUAGCAACAGGAUCAAAAGAUACGACCGUUAUCAUAUGGCACGUUGAUCUGGACACACACCUGCUAAAACUGCUUAAGACGUUAGAAGGACACGCGUACGGCGUUUCUUACAUUGCGUGGAGUCCGGAUGACAACUAUCUUGUUGCGUGUGGCCCAGACGACUGCUCUGAACUCUGGCUCUGGAACGUACAGACGGGAGAGCUAAGGACAAAAAUGAGCCAGUCUCACGAGGACAGUUUAACAAGUGUGGCUUGGAAUCCAGACGGGAAACGCUUUGUGACCGGAGGCCAGCGCGGCCAGUUCUAUCAGUGUGACUUAGAUGGUAACCUCCUUGACUCCUGGGAAGGGGUCAGAGUGCAAUGCCUCUGGUGCUUGAGCGACGGCAAGACGGUUCUGGCAUCGGAUACACACCAGCGAAUCCGGGGGUACAACUUCGAGGACCUUACAGAUAGGAACAUAGUACAAGAAGAUCACCCCAUUAUGUCUUUUACUAUUUCCAAGAACGGCCGGUUAGCUUUGUUAAAUGUAGCAACUCAGGGAGUUCAUUUAUGGGACUUGCAAGACAGAGUUUUAGUAAGAAAGUAUCAAGGUGUCACGCAAGGGUUUUAUACGAUUCAUUCAUGUUUUGGAGGCCAUAAUGAGGACUUCAUCGCUAGUGGCAGUGAAGAUCACAAGGUUUACAUCUGGCACAAACGUAGUGAACUGCCCAUCGCAGAGCUGACAGGGCACACGCGCACAGUCAACUGCGUGAGCUGGAACCCACAGAUCCCAUCCCUGAUGGCCAGCGCCUCCGAUGACGGCACUGUUAGAAUAUGGGGACCAGCACCUUUUAUAGACCACCAGAAUAUUGAAGAGGAAUGCAGUAGCAUGGAUAGUUGAUGGCGAGUGUGGAGCAGACGGCUUCUGUUUAACUUAAAAUUAGUCGUAUUUUAAUGGCUUGGGAUUUGGUGCAAACAAACAUGAUUGAUAGCUGGACAGACAUGCUCGUCAUGAAAAAAAGAACCAUUUCUGAAGCCCGAUUGGGGCCAAACAUUUACACCUUGCUUCAUAGUAACCAGUUGAGAUGAAGCACGUCGCUAGAACGUUGUUGGACGCCAUGUUGAAUCGCCCCCAUCGGUUGUGAAGGACUGUGCUACAUUCAGGCUUACCCACCGAACUCCGUAUAUAUAUUGUUUUCCCUCCCGCCUUUUGUCUGGUGGGACACCAUUCUUGUUGCUCUUCUGUGUAAUGAAGUUUAAAUGCUUGUUUGGAAAACUUUAUUUAACAGUUUAGAAGGCUUGAUAGAAGGAGUGCAUUAGUCUGAAGAGUACACAUUGGAUAGGAAAGAAUUUCCUUCUUUUGUUUCUCCAAAUCUUUCCGCCUUAUUUAGCUUGAGAUCUUUGCAGCUUGGUUCAUGGAUUCUAGCCUUUGCCCGUUGCGCAGUAGAUACUGAUCCAGAUGACAAACCAGUGAACUAUGUCAAAAGCACUCUCGAUAUUACAUUUGACAAAAAGUUUUGUACUUUUCACAUAGCUUGUUGCCCCGUAAAAGGGUUAACAGCACAAUUUUUUAAAAAUAAAUUAAGAAGUAUUUAUAGGAUUAAAGUGACUUCAUUUGUAUACAUUUGGAAUCUAAACCAGCUUAAAAAAAAAGUUUCCUCUAUGACUUAAGAUACGCAGUAAAACUGACGCUCUUCCGGAAUCCCACAUGAGACUUGGUCAGAAACAGAGCUUGGAAGGACAUUACACAGGAAAUCCAGAGUAACCCCUUGGAGGUUUCCCCCCUUUUGUUUUUUUGUUUUGUUUUGUUUUGUUUUGUUUUUUCCCCGAAGGAACAUCAGUACCUGAUGUCGAAGAAAUUCAAGAUUCCAAAAGAGAAUUUUAAGCCUAUACCAACAGGAGAGCUCGGUAGUGAGUCAGUGUAGGCUUUCCGCACAGCAUGUUCCGAGCUGUUCCCGGCUUGGAGGUCUGCUCUGGUGGGGUCCGGCACGAGUGGAAAGCAGGUGUGACCACCGGGGAAGUUCAUAGCAUGACCCAGCGCGUUAGAAGACUCCACAGGGCACAGACCGAAACUGGGUUUCACACCUCCUAGUCCUGUGUCUGAACUGCCCGUAACGUUUUGACCUGUCGAGGGACGUACACGUACAGAACGCUCCUCAGUUUUUCAGAUCUUGCCAGACUGAACCUCAUUCCAAACUGGUGCUGUGGGUGGUCUUUGCCUCCCCCUCCCCUGGUAGUUCAAGGAAAGGUGUCCUCCGUGGGGAAGCACUUUCAAUCCUGAGAAGUUCACGUCUGAAAGAAGCCAGAAGCCUCCCGCUCACAUUGUGCUUUUAAACCCCGUAGCAGCUGGACGCGGCGUGCGUACUUCGUCUCCUUGGGAACCACCUCCCCGUUCCGGCAGAGGGUCCGAGGGGACCGCGGCUGUUACGGUGGGGAGAGGAGCGGGGGUGCCCCCGAGAUGAGGUUCUGGCGAGGGAAAGGGCCUGUGCCAAGUCCCCUCUGGGGCCCGGGACCCUCAGAGCAGAGCGAGAAGGGCUCGGGUGUCAGGGACUCUCCUGUGGGGGCGGGGACGUCAGGGAGGGGAGACGAAAGAAAAACACAAUUGGCCUUAAAAUAGCACGGAUUCUCCCAAAAGCUCAUAGUAAGAGGAAGCGACAGACCGUGUCAGCAGAUGAUUUUAUCAAAUUGGUAUGUAAAAGGUUUCUUUAAGCUCCAUUUUGCAGAGACCCCCACUUAGAGAAUCAAGAAUUCCUGUUUUGAUACUUCUAAGUUACAAUAACGAUCUGUUACAGUUUAUCUGGUACUUCAUUUUUCUUAACUAAAAUUACUUCUUACUUUAAGCUUGAAUAAAAGUCUUCAUUGGUAACUGUAUAUAAUUCAGUGGCAACUUCUCUUUCCCGCAGUACAGUUAAGUCCAGGCACGUUUUCCGCCCCGAAGCCGUUAGGGCAUUAGGCAAUGCACCCCGUCUCCACAGUAGCAUCUCUGACGAACUGUGGGCCCAGAAACGCCACGGCUGCUGACAGGUUAGGUCCAGCGCGCUCCCUGAGGUCCGCGCCCGUCCGUGGGCUUCGGCCUCCGCUCCUCCCACUGCACCCGGCCGCCCCCACGCAGGAGGAGCCCAGUGCUCCGCGGGUAGUUGAGGACCUCUAAAAAAGCGGAAGAAAAGGGAGACACGCUGGCCAGGGAACAGAACUCCACUAAGGCGGAGUAACGAUGAUGCCGAGGACCCCGCGGUGUCCCGCACACGGGGGUGCCUCGCCGUGCCCGCUCCUGCACCUGCCGCGCGGGGGCCCGUAGGGCAGGCCGGGGGUGGCCCGUAGCUAUGAAGUGACCAGCUCCGCCAGGGCUCUAGUCUCUGCGUAGGCUCGAGAGCAAGGGGACGGCCAAGCCGGUACAACGUACUAACGUAGAAACUGAAAAGUACCAAUACUUUUUGCACAUAGAUCAAAACUAGAGUGGAGAAUUUGGCUCCAAAAAUCAGGUUAGUAGGCUCAUUUCCAUGUGCUUAAAAAUGUUUUUGUUCUUGUUGGUUGAUUAAGGGCUAGGGCAAGUCUAAAAUGGAAUGCCUUUUGCCUCCAAACAAUCGGUUAUCGACAGUACAGUGUCGGAUGUGAGGCGGGUGGGGGUGGCGACGGAGAAGUUGGGGGAGGGGGGGCGGGGAGGGGUGACCGCUAGCGUCCCUACCCUCCGCGUUCCCGCUGCUCCUCUAGGUCAGGCAGACAUGUUGUGUUUAAACCAGGUAAGUCGCUUAAACAGGAGAUUGUGCCGGCGAGCGUCCCCACGGAUUGGCCGGUGUUCGUGGGUGGGAGAGCAAAAGGGAUUACUUAACUUUAAAUACAAACUAAGUGAUUCGAGUCACCUGCCUAGUUGUAAGGGGGGGAAAAAAAAUCCUAACUCCUCGUCAGUAUUUUAGUCUGAAAUCCCGCUCGUAGAAAUACGAUCUUUUCGUUCUUAAGCGUGUUCUCCCUCUAGAGUGGCGUUCCGUGACAUUAAUAGAAAACCCUUCUUCCCCACCCCUCCCCACCUUGAAAUUUUCUUUUUUAGGAUGUUGUUUCCUGCACACAAGAACUGACCUAGCACUCUGCUCACGGUGGUAAAUAUAUCGUACAUCUCUUGAAAGGGAGAUAUCUGUCAGGUUCUUUCACAGCAGAAGAAUGGCAGCUUUUGAAUGGGGAGGAAAGAAGACGUUUUUCUUAAUAUCCUUUUGGUCCCGUCUCUAAGACGUACACGUACCUCGCUUUAAUUUUUAACUUCCCGUUUAGACUUCAGCAACUGUCUUUCGGCGUUCCUCUCCAAAAGAGUCCUUGGGUUUUCAAAACCAUCCCCGAUUCCAUCGAAACUGCUCACUUUAAGAGAAGAGGUGAAUUUGCGUUUCUUUACGCUUAGACACUUUCUAAAAACAGGGUGAACUUCGUUGCAAUCCUCAGUGUUGUUGAGCUGUUGUCACAGUAGCUGCCCUCUAGUUGCAGAAACGAAAUCCAUAAAAGCCCGCCCCCUGUCUACUUAGUCCGGGUAGGCUGGACUGAAUGAAACUACUAGUGUAAAAACGUGUGCGUGUUGUGUGUCUGUGUGCAAGAGAGCGUACCGAACUCAUAAAAAGCCCUAGAAACAGCUUUCUGGGCUCUUCGUGUCAAUUUUAGGAAGUCUCGUGCACAUGUGAAGUGCCCUCUCUGAACUCAAGGUCUGGUUAAUACUGGUAUAUUUUUAUAAGACUCAGAUGUGUCCCCCACGCUUAAACGUUUGCGUUACCGGGGUCAAUGUGCUAAAACGGAGUCGUAACAUUUUUAGGCACGGAUGGAAAAAAUGUCAUUGGCUCCUUGAAAAACGUGUGUGUGUGGCGAGGGGAAUAGAUCCACAAAAGCAUGUAUGUACUUUAACAAACCAAGCUGUAGAGAUCAGGGAAAGAACUUAAGUGUUGAUCUCAAGAUACCUAAAUUGUCAAGAUUUACAUGGCAUUGUGGUGGAACUAGUUAACGCUUAGAGCUUUCGGUAUGUAAUAACUAUUGCUAUGGACUGAUUCAGUGUUUCAAAGGAUUGUGUUCUUAAAUUUGGGGGAGUUCUGGUUUUUUGUUUCUGGUUUUUUUUUUUUUUUAACUGCCUCUCAGAUUAUAUUUAGUAGUUUAAAUUUCUUGGCUUUAUUAUUUCAUUAAAGCAUAAAAAACUUCAGGUCUCCGGUAUUUAUUUUCACUUGUUCUACUAAUUAUUUACAAAACAUUCUUUGUUAACUUUUAUUUUAUAAAUGUGUAGUAUAUUAAGCGUCUUUAAAAUUUUGUUCAAUUGAAACUACAUUAACUUUGAUUUGCUUUACUGGGAUUUUUUUUUUUUUUUAAUACACCUUUUCCGUGUCAGUGCAUAGCACUUAACCCAAUUGUUUGUAUUCCCUCUCAAUCCAAUAAACAGAAUGAAUAAG